CAAUCGUGUCCUCCUUCAUUCAUUCUUAAUUUUUGCUACUAUAAAUAGUUGGAAGAUAACAUAAAAGGCAUAAGAAUCUGCAAGAAACAAUUAUGUCUAUGCUUGGGGACCAAUCAGUAGCUCCUCAUUCUUUAGAGAAAGAAGCCAUGGCUGCCCAACCCAAACCUCAGAACAGACCCGUUUCUAACAUCGUCAUCAUCGUUGCUAUGCAGACUGAGGCACUUCCUGUUGUCAAUAGGAUCCAGCUCACUCAGGACUUUCACUCUUCGUUUCCGCAAGGGGUUCCUUGGGUCCGUUAUCAUGGGACAUACAAAGAUCUCAAUAUAAACUUGAUUUGGGCUGGAAAAGAUCCAGCAUUGGGGGUUGAUAGUAUAGGCACAAUACCAUCUGCUCUUGUAACAUAUGCUGCUAUUCAAACAUUACAACCAGACUUGAUCAUAAAUGUAGGCACUGCUGGUGGCUUCAAGGCCAAAGGAGCUAGUAUUGGUGACAUUUUCAUUGUAUCAGAUUGUGCUUUUCAUGACAGAAGAAUACCCAUACCUGAUUUUGAUCUGUAUGGAGUCGGUUCACGAAAAGCCUUUGAAACACCCAACCUUAUAAAGGAGCUUAAUCUAAAGGUGGCUAAACUGUCUACCGGUGACUCUUUUGACAUGACACAAGAAGAUGAAUCAUUAAUCAAUGCAAAUGAUGCCACAGUUGUAGAUAUGGAGGGAGCUGCUAUUGCUUAUGUUGCUGACCUUCUCAAAGUUCCUGCAAUUUUUGUAAAAGCUGUGACUAAUACCAUUGAUGGCGAGUUUGGUAACAAACCAUCUGCAGAAGAAUUCUUGCAGAAUUUGGCAGCUGUAACUGCUGAACUUGCUCUGGCUGUCGAACAAAUUAUUAAUUUUGUUAAAGGAAAGUACAUAUCUGAACUUUAACCACUCAAUUUCACCUUUUGAGUUUUUUUAUAUGCAAUGUUGCAUGGUGGGAUCCGAUUGAACACUACUGUUGCUGAUUGGGAAUUAUAAACUGAAGAUAAUGCAGCCCUACCUCCCAUUUCUCUUUUGUACUAUUCUGGCCUUGCAGGCUGUAUAAAUUAUCUGGCAUUCAUUGUAAACAUGUACAAUGGCAACCUUUAAGUGGACACCAUAGUGCAAUAUGGUUGAUUAUUGUCUUUGAAGUUUUUCA
Messenger RNA from Cajanus cajan (pigeon pea), 1167 nucleotides. Its product is annotated as 5'-methylthioadenosine nucleosidase. NCBI's taxonomy places the organism in Eukaryota, Viridiplantae, Streptophyta, Magnoliopsida, Fabales, Fabaceae. Gene Ontology annotation, biological process: nucleoside metabolic process. Gene Ontology annotation, molecular function: methylthioadenosine nucleosidase activity. The record is from RefSeq and is a predicted model, not a curated record.